Messenger RNA from Nilaparvata lugens (brown planthopper), 3322 nucleotides. RefSeq names its product UDP-glucose 6-dehydrogenase. Bases 295 to 1734 code for a protein of 479 amino acids. The record is from RefSeq and is a predicted model, not a curated record. The transcript is spliced from 11 exons. Lineage: Eukaryota; Metazoa; Arthropoda; Insecta; Hemiptera; Delphacidae. Gene Ontology annotation, cellular component: nucleus; cytosol. Gene Ontology annotation, molecular function: UDP-glucose 6-dehydrogenase activity; NAD binding. Gene Ontology annotation, biological process: glycosaminoglycan biosynthetic process.
AAGCAGCAGACAGCAGACAAUUCGACAACAGCACUUGUGUUGUAGGAAUUUUGAUAGGUUAUGUGUUUCUUGGAAAGAGGUUUUAGCAAUUAUUUUGUGUUAAUAUUCUAGUAAUUUUAAUAACUGAUUGUGAUUUGUUUGUUUCCUCUGAUUGUUACUUUUUAUAACAACAUAGAUGCUUCAUUUCGGUUAUGUGUGAACUAUUUGGAUUGAUUUGAACCUCUGUUUUGUAUUGUGCUGAAUUUUUGGUUUCAGCUCUAUAGUAAUUUUUAAAUUCAAAUUAACUUUUAGAAGAUGCCGAUCGAUAAAAUCUGCUGCAUAGGGGCCGGAUACGUGGGAGGUCCGACCUGCAGUGUUAUAGCCCUGAAAUGUCCCAACAUCCAAGUAACUGUAGUCGACAAGUGCAAGGAACGCAUUGAGCAGUGGAAUUCGAACAAGCUGCCAAUUUACGAGCCUGGACUUGAUGAGGUUGUGGCCAAAUGUAGGGGUAAGAAUUUAUUCUUCUCCAAUGACAUAGAAACCAGCAUUAAAGAGGCAGACCUUAUCUUCAUAUCAGUCAAUACGCCAACAAAGACCUUUGGAAAUGGAAAGGGUCGAGCAGCUGACUUGAAGUACGUGGAAAGUGCGGCCAGGAUAAUCGCCGAGGUGGCUACUGGAAAUAAAAUCGUAGUGGAGAAGAGUACUGUACCGGUGAGGGCCGCCGAGAGUAUUAUGACAAUUCUGAGGGCCAAUCACAAGCCUGGAGUCAGCUAUCAGAUACUAUCGAACCCAGAGUUCCUAUCGGAGGGCACGGCUAUUGACAACCUGCUGAACGCAGAUCGUGUCCUGAUUGGCGGAGAGGAGACGGAGGCGGGGCUAGCAGCUGUGGAGGAGCUGUGCUGGGUCUACGAACACUGGAUUCCGCGCAACAACAUCCUCACAACCAACACCUGGUCUUCGGAGCUCUCUAAAUUGGCAGCUAAUGCAUUCCUCGCUCAAAGGAUAUCCAGUAUUAACUCUUUGUCGGCGGUGUGCGAGGCGACUGGAGCCGACGUCUCAGAAGUGGCUAGAGCUGUCGGUAGGGACUCUCGUAUUGGUUCCAAGUUUUUGCAAGCUUCAGUUGGUUUUGGUGGUAGCUGUUUCCAAAAAGAUAUUCUAAAUCUUGUGUACAUCUGUGAAUGUUUGAAUCUACCUGAAGUGGCAGCUUAUUGGCAACAGGUUAUCGAUAUCAACGAAUACCAGAAAUCACGGUUCUCGUCGAAGGUGAUCAGGUCUCUGUUCAACACGGUGACCGAUAAGAAGAUAGCGAUGCUGGGCUUCGCAUUCAAGAAGGACACGGGCGACACGAGGGAAUCGCCCGCCAUACAUGUGGCCAAGACUCUGCUCGACGAAGGAGCCAAACUGCACAUCUAUGACCCCAAGGUGGACAAAUCGCAAAUAAGGAAAGAGCUGACGCAUCCCAGUGUGAGUGAAGACCCCGAUGCAACGAUGAAGGCAGUGGCCAUGUUCGGCGAUGCCUACUCGGCCACAGCUGGCACCCACGCCAUUGUUAUUUGCACCGAAUGGGAUGAGUUUAUUACGCUAAACUACCAUAGGAUCUAUGACGGUAUGAUGAAGCCUGCUUAUAUUUUCGAUGGAAGGAACAUUCUCGAUCAUGACAAGCUAUCGAAGAUAGGCUUUGAGGUGCACACUAUUGGCAAGAGAAUGAUAAGGGCUGGCAUCAAGCGACCUUGGGGAAGUCCCUAUCAAAUGUAAAAAAUUGGCAACGACUAUACUAUCAUUCCUUGACAUCUACUGCCAUAUUCUAUGAUUACAACAUUUCAUACAUUACUGAUUGUCCGAUUUUGGCUGAAUGACAGUUUUGAACUCAUCGUAAUUAAUUUGUCUAUCGACUAAGCUUUAAUAUUAUUUAUUUUAAGAGAGUUUUAAAUGCAUGUAUUUGUGAGAGUGGUUAAAGUGACAUCAUUUUAUCUAUAGUAUUAUUAUAUUGUACUCUAGCUAUGGAUUUUUGUUAUAGUAUUGUAAGGCCAUCACAAAUCAUCCACACAAAAAAAUUAAAUUUAUAAUGAGCGUCCAAUUGCAGAUAUUUAUUUUUAAAUGUUAUGAAAUUUUAUAAUUAUAUGCUAACUACUUCAAUGUAAGUCAUUAUACUAAGACAAUUAAACUAUGUUGGAAAAUUAGGUAUAUUGGAACCUUUGCAGCUUUGCAUUUUUAUCAAAUUUACUAUUUAACUAUAUACUAUCACAAAGCUAUGAAAUUCCCUUCUCAAAUUAUAUGUUUAUUAAUGUUUGUGUGAAAUUUCAUUGGACAUAUUUUUAAAUACAAGUUACUUAGUCAAUUUGAUAUUAUUAUUAUUCUAUUGUACUGUUUUAAAAUAUUAUUGUUGUAAUUUUCGUUCAAGUUUGUUUUAGAUGAUCUUUCUAUCUCUGAAUGCUUACAUGGUUUGAUUACUGAAGAUUUAUUGAUUUGUUACUUACCUAUUAACAGUAAGAAGUAUUUAAAAUAAUUUUUUUUCUAACCUUCAAAAGUACAGAAAUUUUUAACUCUAUUAUUAUUAAACGAAAAUCCAAAUUAAAUGCUGUAAUUCACCCGAAGACUUCUGCUACUGAAAAUAUUGACAACAAUGUAAACAGCUAUAUGGAAAUUCGAUGAGCGCUACUAUUCAAAAAUGUAGCUGUUUACCCUGUUGUCAAUAUUUGCAGUAGCAGAAGUCUUCGGGGUGAAUUACAGCAUUUAAUUUGGAUUCUCGUUUAAUAAUAAUAAUCCAUUCAUUAGCAUUUGAAUAAUUGCAAUAUCUCAGUAAUUUCCAUCUGAACAACAAAAUGUUCUCAUUUAAAUUCUAUAGAGAUCUAGUGUCUCAUUCCCAAAUAGAUGAUUUCGGCAAUUCAAUGUACUUUUCAUUCAGAUAUCAGCACAAAUAGAUAUUAUUAAUUCAUAAAUUUGAUAUUACUAUGUUGUUUAGUUACAUUACUUCUUCUUCUUUGACUCUCCCCACUAUGCCUUGACAGCGUUGGGGUAGCCUCGACCCACUUCUUCCACACCCGUCUGCCCAUCGCCAUCCUUCUCAUCUCCCUCUUCUCCUUCCAAUCUCCUCAAUUCUGUCCUCAUAUGAGUACCUCGGUCGUCUCCGCUGCACUCUCACGUUCACAAACUGUUCCUCUUUUCAACUGUCAUCCAUCCGCUAUGCAAGUCCAUACCAUUUAAGCUGCCUCAUUUCAAUCCUCUCACAUCUCUCAUGCCAACUUCCUCUCUUAUUCUGGUGUUUCGGAUUCUAUCCCUUUUUGUCUUCCCCAAUGUUUUUCUGUGACUUUUCAUUUCCACCGUUCUUAUUUUUACUUUCCUU